Callorhinchus milii (elephant shark) is the source of this 1955-nucleotide messenger RNA. It is a transcript of the gene slc36a1, whose product is annotated as solute carrier family 36 member 1. Gene Ontology annotation, cellular component: vacuolar membrane. The transcript has 13 exons. Gene Ontology annotation, molecular function: L-proline transmembrane transporter activity; L-alanine transmembrane transporter activity. The coding region runs from base 89 to 1930 and encodes 613 amino acids. NCBI's taxonomy places the organism in Eukaryota, Metazoa, Chordata, Chondrichthyes, Chimaeriformes, Callorhinchidae. Gene Ontology annotation, biological process: L-alanine transport; amino acid transmembrane transport. The record is from RefSeq and is a predicted model, not a curated record.
UUUGACACAUCCUGUGUUGAGGUGGCUCUGUCGUUAGCAGUAACAGGGCGACGUAUUUUCCAUCUCAAACACUCCCUUACGGUAACCCAUGCCCUCUCAGAAGCUCCCCGUCCAGGAGAAUUUCCACCUGGCUCUUAGAUCGACCGUAGCAUUCGGGGAGCAUCCAGAAUUUGGAAACGGUUGCAACACACUUCCUUUGGAGAGUUUAACACGGACGCAGUUAAUUUCAGACGCACUGGUCAAGUGUGUAUGGAUUACUUACUGGUCUGGAUCGGUGGAGAAGGCACAAGAUCAGGAUAAGGACACGGGUGGGAAAAGACAUCUUCAGUCCGACUCCGAUCUCCGGGCGAAAAGAAUACAAAACUUUGGUGGAGGUCGCUCGGCCCAUCGAGUCUGCACCAGCUCUCGGAACAACCCGUCUAUUCCACCGCGCUAUCCCCGAUCCACCUCCGGGCCUUUUUACACGACAGAGGGCAGAGCCAUCAUGUCCGCCAGAAGGCUGAGGAACGAAGAUUGUACCGACUACAGUUCCACUGAAGCCAGCCCGAUCCGCGACAGCCAGAGCUCCUCCUCCGAUUUGCCCGAUUUCUCCUCAAUCCAGUCCGACUCCUGCGGCAGGUAUCAGCGUAUCGGCGAAAGGACUGGGACAACGUCCUUUCAGACAUUAAUCCACUUGUUGAAAGGCAACAUUGGAACCGGCCUUCUCAGCCUGCCUCUGGCAGUGAAGAAUGCAGGGCUGGUGCUCGGUCCCGUCAGCUUGGUGGUCAUGGGCUUUGUGGCCGUGCACUGCAUGCAGCUGCUGGUGAAGUGCAGUCACCAUCUCUGCGCCAAACUACAGAAACCUUUUCUGGAUUACGGAAACGUGGUGAUGUGUAGCUUGGAAGAGUGCCCCAGUCCCUGGCUCAAGCAACAUUCGCACUGGGGAAGGCGGCUCGUGGAUUUCUUCCUGAUCAUCACGCAGCUCGGAUUUUGCUGCGUGUACUUUGUGUUUCUGGCCGACAACAUUAAGCAGGUCGUGGAGGUGGCCAACGCCACGACGAGCAAUUGCCACCAGAACGGUACGCUGGCAGAAACCCACACCAUGGACAACCGUCUGUACAUGGUCUGCUUCCUCCUGCCCAUCAUCCUGCUGGCCUUCAUUCGCAACCUGAAAUGCCUGGCUCCGUUCAGCACCCUCGCCAACCUCUCCAUGCUCGUCAGUCUGAUCCUGAUCUACCAGUUCAUCUGCACUAAUAUUCCAGAUCCCAGCACCCUUCCUUACGUGGCUGGAUGGAAAAAGUAUCCACUCUUUUUUGGGACGGCCAUAUUUGCAUUCGAGGGCAUCGGCGUGGUCCUUCCACUGGAAAACAAGAUGCAGAAACCGCAGGAAUUUCCCCUGAUUCUGUGCGUAGGCAUGUCGAUGGUCACAAUGUUAUACCUGAGUCUGGGAGUCAUGGGAUACAUUAGGUUUGGGGAGGCCAUCAAGGGAAGUGUCACCCUCAACCUGCCGGCCUGCUGGCUGUACCAGUCGGUGAAGAUUUUGUACUCGUUCGGGAUCUUCAUCACCUACGCUUUGCAAUUCUUCGUGGCGGCAGAAAUCAUCGUCCCGUUCGUGGUGUCCCGGGUCUCCGAGCGCUGGGUGCUGGCCUGUGACCUGGCCGUUAGAACCUUUCUGGUUCUGGUAACCUGUUCCUUGGCCGUCUUAAUCCCUCACCUGGGAAUCGUGAUCACGCUGGUGGGGUCUGUCAGCAGCAGCGCUCUGGCGCUGAUCAUCCCCCCCCUCCUCGAGAUCGCCACCUACUACAGCGAGGGCCUGAGCCGGUGGAUCAUCCUCAAGAACGUGGUGAUCAGCGUGGUGGGCUGCGUGGGUUUCGUAGCUGGGACCUACGUGUCCAUCGAAGAACUUGUGUCCCCAUUGCACAACACGACCACAUCGAUACAUCUCAGUUAGGUUUCUUGUGUAUUAUGUACAGAAU